This is a messenger RNA of Pomacea canaliculata, 6206 nucleotides long. RefSeq names its product E3 ubiquitin/ISG15 ligase TRIM25-like. The coding region runs from base 278 to 2020 and encodes 580 amino acids. Gene Ontology annotation, molecular function: ubiquitin-protein transferase activity; zinc ion binding. NCBI's taxonomy places the organism in Eukaryota, Metazoa, Mollusca, Gastropoda, Architaenioglossa, Ampullariidae. The transcript is spliced from 5 exons. Gene Ontology annotation, biological process: positive regulation of DNA-templated transcription. Gene Ontology annotation, cellular component: nucleoplasm; chromatin. The record is from RefSeq and is a predicted model, not a curated record.
UAUGGCGUCGGUAUUUCUUGAAAAUGGGAUUGACAACUCUGCUUGUGUAGUACACUGAAUCUUCUAGGAGGAUAUGACUUGUGUAGACUAUGAUGGUCGAACUCCCUUUGCCAUGACAGUGGCUGCUUUUAAUUCCUUAGGAAGCCACAGUACCAAGGGAGCCAUACCAGCGUGUAUCUGGUGAAAGGCGUGAGGUCGCUGUCAGGGAUCAUUUAAGAAUGAAGUAGGAGAUUAAACCUUGCUGAACAUCGAAAUAUAUCAAAAUUCCGCAUCAAACAUGGCUGGUCUGCAGGAUAACAUGACGUGUGCAGUCUGCACAGAAGUUUACAGGUCACCAAAGUUUUUACCCUGUCAUCACACCUUCUGUCUAGAGUGUCUAGAGGAGUUGGCAAAGAGACAUGGAGACACCAUCCCGUGUCCUACCUGUAGAGCUCCUGCUACUGUACCGCCAGGUGGUGUGUGUGAUCUACAAGUCAACUUCUACUUCACGGAGGAAGCUCUGGAGCAGGCACGUAGUGAUGAAAGUCAAUCCAUGUGUCCUGUACACACAAAGAAACGUCUUGUAUUUUACUGUACACAGUGUCACCAAGCCAUAUGCACCAGGUGUAAGCCGACCAAACACGAGGGACAUGUUACUGAAGAUCUGGCAGACGCAGUCGCUCGUUGUAAACAAACGAUUGAACAUGAACUGGAUCGUCUUAAAUUUUCAACUCCUUAUCUAGAAAAGCAAAAAUGCCGUUUUGUAGAACACAAGAUGCAUUUAGAAGAAAAACAAGUUGCGUUAUCAAAUCAGAUUCAAGUCCGGCAUGACGCCAUUGUGGCUAUGGCAGGAAGAUAUCGUGACCAGGCGAUGAGAGAUCUUCAGGAAUUGUCAGAGAGUCUGAGGAACGAGUUUACCGCCAUGACACAGCCAGUCAUAGAGAAGGUGAACUCCCUCCUCAAACUUAAGGAACACGCAAUACACGCGUUAAGGUCAGUCUGUGACAUGGAGAUCCUGGAGGUGGAGAGAGAGAUAGCACGGGGAGAAGGAAGCGCCGAGCGGAUAAAAGAACUAAAUGCUGGGUGGCCUUCUAUGACUUAUGUUCCUGGACUCCAUGGCGAUUUCACUAACGACAUUGAAAACUGCGUCAAGAUGUACAUAGGAUUGCCAGUGAAGCUGACAAAACAGAUUGAGAACACUUACACGCUUAUUACCGAUAUUAGACCUGGAGAUAAAGAAUGUUGUGAGGUGCACGCUUUGCGGCAAAAGGAGGAUAAAAGUAUCGAGGUAUUUUAUGGGGGAACGGGAGGUGACUUCUCUAAAGAGAGGUCAGUGAUUUUCAUGGAUUAUUAUUCUGAAAAAACUAUUGCUGAGCAUGAGUACGGAAAAAGAGUAUCACCCAUCACGAGAAAAGAUCACAUAGUGGAAUGGGAAGGACAAGAGAAGAGAAUUCUUGCUUCAAAGGAUGCCGGCAUGUAUUGUAUAAAUCAGAACUGUACGACAGGUGAGUGUUUUAUAAGUUCAGUUAAGUUAGAACAAAGUGGCGAGAAGGAUACGUGGUGUUUCGGUUCUCCUUUAAUCCAUCCAGAAGUAAACAGGAUACAUAACUUUGAUGCUACUAAAAAAGGGAUGUUGUUUGUUGUGGUAGACGAAGAUAAAGAUGAAACUUCAAAUGACGAAUUAUGUAGGAAAGACGAAGAGAAGACGUGCAAAGAAAGGUCCCGUCGUGUUGUACGUGUUUAUUCUAAUCAAUUUAACAAACCUAUAGCCACCUACACACCACCAGUACAACCGUUUUUCCCAACAGACGUCUGCUUUUGGGGCGAACAGUCGUUGUUUAUUUCUGAUUGGAUGAACGACUUCGUACACUUCACAGAGAUACGUGACAAUCAGAUCACAUUUGUCAAGUACAUGUCAGUCAGUGGUAACAUUGUGCGGCCAACAGCUUUAAACCUUGAUGUUGACGGCAAACUGCUUAUUGGGUGUGGCGAUGGCUGGAUUUACCGAUAUAACCUUCGUUCUUUUUCAAUGACUUUAUGAGCAUCUAUCAAAGAAGCAUAGGCAGCAAUAAAUCAGUUUCAAUAAAGUAAAUAACAGGAGCAUCUCCUGAUAAAGUUGCGGUUCAAUCUUCCAUUGGGGGUGAUUAGGAGCAAGAAAAAGAUCUCUUGAUUAAAAAUUAGCACAGCGCUGAAGCCGUUCCCACAUAGCAUUUCCAAAAGUUAUGCCGAUGAUGUAAAUAAUGCUUGUCAGAUGAAUGGUACUUAAGAGUCUACUUUUUUUUAUUCCUUCCAUUCUUUUUCUUCUCCAAAUAAUGGUAAACAGUAUAUUUUCUAGGCAUUUCAUUUUUCUCUCACAAUAGCCAGCAUCAUUCGUGCCCCUGCAUCAGUCCACGUAGUCGAAUCACUGAGACUAGUCUUCGGCUCUCUUUUCCGUUUUAUUUAAGAAUAAACAAUGUAAAUAUACCUUAUUCAUUAGGAUAUAAAUAUAAGUAAAAAAGUUUUAUAAGAAUUGCUGUUGCCAACUGAGGUUAUUUUUUCAUAAAAUAAAUGUUUAAAGUAGUGUCUGUGUUCUUAAAAAUUACAUUGGAGUAACACCUGUCGUUUUUUUUUUUUUUUUUUUUUUGUUUUGUUUUUUUGUCAGAAAAACCGUUUAUUUAAAAAUUGAAAUUUGUGCUGAUAACUAUCGUGCUGUAUGUAUCGAACAACAUGCAUUAAUUGUAUUUUGUUAAACAGAGAGACAUGGGCAGUAACAAAAUGACAUGGUAGUUUUAAGCGUAUUCCGCUCAGAACUUUGGUCUCCUCAAGAAUAUUUUUACUUACAGUCGAGCCUACACCACAGGUCUGCAUCGCGGAAAAUGUUUCCAUACUGUUUUGAAAAUGAAUAUUUCAAGGAAUUUUCGACGGCAAAUAAUUAAUCAUAACUGUCACGUGUCGCAUGCUGGCUCAGCUCGAGCUUUAGUUCUAGAGGGGAGGAGGGGGUUGCUGCUUCACUGUAAUCUGACGCAAUUUUGUUUUGUGACAUUUUUUGGCGGGGAAAAAGGAAAAGAAAGAAACAGAAGGAGAGCGGUCACCAGGGAGAAAGGAUGGGCGGGGAAAGGAAUUCCGUUGUGAGAACGGAGCCUUCCUGAACUGUGAGAAUCCGUUGAUAGAACGGAGCAACGUUUAUCUGUGAGGCAUAUGUUUGUGAACAUUCGAGUGAUAUUUCAGGGUACGAAUGGAGAAGGGAGGGAGUAGUGCGUGGUAGAUGUAGGUGUCCCCUUCUGUCCUCGACCCAUCGGUUUUUUUUUUUUUGUUUUUUUUUUUUGUUUUUUGUUUUUGUUUUUUUUUUGUUUCCUCUCUUGUUCCUUUUAUAUCAUUUGUUGUUGUUGUUUUUGUUUUGUUUUGUUUCUUUUUUUAUUAUUAUUAAACGUGUAUUUGUAGUGAUCUCACGUGUGUAUGUCGUUUGUUUUGUACUGAAGAGUGAUUGGAUCGGUUGCUACAUGCGACAAUAACUAUAAAUCAAGAUAUGACUUUACUUUGAAGACUUGUGUCGCUCAAAGUCGAAAUAGUCUGGCAAACGAAUUUCUGAAAUAUCUCACAAAAUUGAUGUCACAGCAAAUAAAGAUGGCGAUCUGAUCGUAACAUAGAAGAAUGACGAUCAAUUGGCAAUACGUGUCAAAGACUGAUGUAAAUACAAAUUAGGUAACUUCACAUAGUAAUAGUGUGAGGGAGUUUAGUGCUAGAUGUGUUGUUCUUUUUAACUAGAAAGUCGGACCACACUUGAUCAUUUGUUUACAUAGUAUAACAAACAUCUUGUUAAAGAGAAAGAAACGUCUUUUUGUGCAUUUAUUGACUAUGAAAGAUUUUAUAAGAACAUUUCUUAUUAAACAUUGUUUAACGUAGAUAUUAGAGGAUAUUUUUUCAAGCCACAAAAAAUAUGCACAUCAAGGCCAAAUCUUGCUUUAGGGUAACCCAAUACUGUUCAGGUUAUUGUACGGCAAGGUGAACUCAAUGGCCAUUGGUUUAGCUUUGUUUUUAAAUGAUUUAAAGUCCUAUUUGUUCAGGAACAUUAUUGAUCUGCAAUCUUUUUCAUGAAUAGCAAUUGGUGUCAAAAUAUAUAAUAAUGAUGUAGAAAGUCUGUAUCAGAUGUUCCUAGUUUUGUAAGCUGAUGACACUAAUAUGUUCUGAAUCUGAAAAUAUUUACAGGACGCUCUCACUGUUGUGCCAGGACAUUGUGCCAAGUGGAAUUGUAUGUUAGUGUGCCCAGAGGGAAAAUAUGUAAAACGCUUGUUUAAUAGGAAAAUAUCAAAGUAAUAAUUGACUUAUUAUUUGUAGGUGUUAAACUCAGUCAUAACCAUCAGUUAUCACUGGCUUGAACAACGUACAAUUGUACAUGGUCGAGCACAUCAGGCAAUGUUCUCACUCCUAUGAUCAUGUCUAAACUUUUACUUACUGCAGACGUACAGGUGGGAUUAUUUUCUAAGAACAUUGCGCCUAUAUUAUCAUAUCUUUGUAAAGUGUGAGUUUUGGUAAUUGUAAUCAUCAUAUAACAUUAUACUUAUGCUGCUAUGAGUAUUUUCUAUUUUUACCAAGAACAACAAAAUUCCUUGUAAACGGUACUUUAGGAGUUUAGUAGGUUUUAGUUUUAUGUUAUUGCACAAAUUACGAGGCUGUUGUCGAUAUGAAUUAGUUAAUUUUUCGAAUGUACCGAAAUUUUCUAAUAUUGGUUAUCGGGUUACUUACAACUUGUUUUCCACUAUUACAACCAAUUCAGAUCAUGUUAUUGCAAUUGAAAAAAAAUUAUUGAAUAGUUCAAGGCUGUCGUGGAUUUUAGACCAACAGGGCGAUAUAAACAUUUAUACACACUGGCUUAAAUAAGUUAAGUAAAUGUUUAUUAGACAUGUAUACCCAAAUAAUAGUGCUUUGAAUUGUAUGAAAGGAAUGUCUAUUCGACUGAAAUAUUAUUAAGCCUCUUUCUCAUGUGAAAACAAUAUCAUCCUAUUACGAAUUAAGAAUUUCAAAUAACAAUUCUUUGAGUUCACACAGUGAUUGUGUAGUUUACUGAGAUCCUAACUGCACCAUGCUAACUAAAGCUUGUGAUAUUGAACAACAUUCUAGUUUGUGAUUACUUUAGAAAUGAAAGAGAAACAUUAAUACCUGAGUAUUAUUUUAAUAUCUUAAUAUCUUACAUUUCAUAAAAGAUUACUUGUCAACUGUUUACAGUACAGAUAUGAUUUUCUACCUCAGUACACGUAAUGAUCUGUUCAGGCCUCUCUUAGCCCCCACGGGGAUUAAUUAGGAGCCUAAUUAGCAUAUUAAUUAAAAGCGCUGGCUCCUACGCAGAUUCCUCUCUGCCUGCCCCAGAGCACUGACCUGAAUCUGUUGGUCCAUAGGUAUGUACAUCUACAAACCUCUGAUUGCUCUAACCCAGGGUUACUUACCGUACAACAUGGCGGAAUCGAGAGGCGGUACUAAUCGAGUGAGAGAAAGACAAAGAAAAGUGACUGGAGAACUCAUGCAGAAAAAAGCUUUGUGUCUGGCAGCGGCUGGAGGAUCGAAUGAUUUCCAAGACACAAACGGCUCGAAAAAUGAAUGAAACGUCACAACGGUCACCUGUGAUGGCUAAACACAAUGUAUGGAUAAACAAAUAGAUACUGUGUGUGUAUUAUGAUCCAUUGUAGUGUUAUCAGGUCAGUCAGAUGAUGGAUAAGCUAACGGUUUUGACAAAGAUAGUUGAUAAAACUAUCAAGGGCAAAAAUCUUACUAAAGAUUUGCUUUCCAAAAAAUAUAAUACUGGUUCCCACACACUCUCACACACACACACACAAAUCUUGUGUACGUCUUGCAGACAUGAAGGUUAAACCGGUAACUCCGAUUACAUGUAUUUUUUUUUCUUUUCCUGUUGAUAACAAGCCUAACUCUAAAUUCUUAACUCUAAAACUCUAAAAAAAGCUCUAAAAGUCUCUUAAAACUCUAAAUUGCUAAUUUUUUUCUUUAUAUUAUUGAUAUUUACUCGUUCAUUGAUGCUCAAAACCUAAACUUCUGUCUGAACUGCACAGGUGUUUGAAGCCAUGGCUUGAGGAAUAAAAGCAGACUGGUUUAUCUGCCUGUUAGGAGUAAGAAAAGGUGAUUUCGAUGGAUUAUACCUAAUCUUAAUACAGAGGUUUUACUGUACUACCCGCCAGGAGGGCUUUACUUAAUGAUCUUCCAUAGAAUAGCUUUCUUUUGACAGUUAUAAUAAACGUUAA